This is a messenger RNA of Trichophyton benhamiae CBS 112371, 960 nucleotides long. Its product is annotated as mitochondrial dicarboxylate carrier, putative. The record is from RefSeq and is a predicted model, not a curated record. The transcript has a single exon. Gene Ontology annotation, molecular function: oxoglutarate:malate antiporter activity. Gene Ontology annotation, biological process: transmembrane transport. Bases 1 to 960 code for a protein of 319 amino acids. NCBI's taxonomy places the organism in Eukaryota, Fungi, Ascomycota, Eurotiomycetes, Onygenales, Arthrodermataceae.
AUGGCCUCUCCUCUCAAAGGAACGGCGACCUCUGCAGCAGCCAAAGCAGCCACAGAGACGAAAGCAGCCAUGUCCUCGCCCUCGUCUUCCUCCACAUCCUCCUUCCGCAACUCUCCCUUCGUCCGGGCUGCUCUCCCUUUCUUCAACGGUGGUGUAGCCGGGAUGACGGCCACGGCGUGUAUCCAGCCCAUCGACAUGAUCAAGGUCCGCCUCCAGCUCGCGGGAGAGGGUGUCAAGACCGGUCCCAAGCCCAGUGCCAUAGGCGUUGCCCGCGAGAUCAUUGCCUCGGGCCGCGUGCUGGAUCUUUACACGGGUCUUUCAGCCGGCUUGCUCCGCCAGGCCGUCUACACCACCGCUCGUCUGGGUUUCUUCGACACCUUCAUGGGCAUACUGAACGGCCGGGCCGCCUCCAGAGGAGAGAAGGUAACCUUCGUCCAGCGUGCGGCAGCAGGUCUCUCUGCCGGCGGUCUGGCAGCCAUGAUAGGCAAUCCAGCCGACCUUGCCCUCAUCCGCAUGCAGUCCGAUGGGCUUAAGCCUGCUGCUUCUCGUGCAAAUUAUACCUCCGUCGUCGAUGCGUUGGUGCGUAUCUCGCGGACUGAAGGCAUCUCGGCCCUAUGGGCAGGAGCCUUCCCAACUGUUGUUCGAGCCAUGGCCCUUAACUUUGGCCAGCUCACUUUCUUCUCGGAGGCCAAGUCACAGCUGCAGACUCACACCAACCUCUCGGCGCAGAACAGGACGUUCGCGGCGUCUGCCAUUGCCGGUUUCUUUGCCAGUUUCAUGUCUCUUCCCUUCGACUUUGUGAAGACCAGACUUCAGAAGCAAACCAAGGAUCCAAAGACCGGUGUCCUGCCAUACAAGGGGGUAUUCGAUUGUGCUGCGAAGGUCAUUCGUGAAGAGGGCUGGUUGAGAUUCUACCGCGGCUUCGGAACAUAUUAUGUUCGCAUUGCUCCACAUGCGUAA